GUGAAUAAACACUGUCAAGAGUAUAUAUAUUGUGGUAGGCGUCACAGUUCCAAGAAACGAGAACACUGAAACUUCCAAGUUUCCAACAAAGCAAAUUAAUUAAUUAGUGCCCCAGUAUUUUUUGUUGUUGCCUAUCACAGCACGAGAAUGAGAGCACAAAUCCAAAAGGUACCACAGAUAGUCGAAUUGUUAAAAAAGAAAACGGUUGGUUUGCAGCACUUCAAGCCAACAUCUUCAGUGUGCGUCCUGGACCCGAAGGAUGCUACAUUGGUUGCGCCUUGUCGACACAGUCUUCCCUCGCAGACUCAGAGCCUUGACUCGAUACCUGGACCCACCAACUGGCCCUUAUUUGGCAGUUUGAUAGAACUACUACGCAAAGGAGGGCUGCAAAGACAACACAAUGCAUUGAUUGAUUACCAUAAGAAAUUCGGAAAGAUUUUCCGGAUGAAACUCGGCUCCUUUGAAUCGGUCCAUAUUGGCGCACCUUGCUUAGUGGAGGCACUCUACAGAAAGGAGAGCGCUUAUCCACAGCGUCUGGAGAUCAAACCCUGGAAAGCAUACCGAGACUUAAGAGACGAGGCAUAUGGACUUCUUAUUCUGGAAGGGGAAGACUGGCAGAGGGUGAGAAGCGCGUUUCAGCAGAAAUUGAUGAAACCCACAGAAGUCGCGAAACUUGAUGGAAAAAUAAACCAGGUGUUGGCCGAUUUCGUUAGUAGAAUUGGGCAAGUGACUGACAAUGGACAAUUUGAGGACUUGUACUUCGAAUUGAAUAAAUGGUCAAUGGAGACCAUUUGCUUAGUGCUCUACGACAAACGUUUUGGGCUUCUGGAUGACAAUGUCAACGAGGAGGCUAUGACCUUUAUCACAUCCAUAAAGACGAUGAUGAGCACAUUUGGCGCCAUGAUGGUCACGCCAGUGGAGCUCCACAAAAAACUGAACACCAAAACAUGGCAGGACCACACCACGGCUUGGGACCGUAUAUUCAGCACAGCCAAAGUCUACAUAGACAAGAAGAUAAAGCGCCAUGCAGGGGCAACAGGGCCCAGUGACGACUUCCUGUGUGACAUCUACCGCCACAGUCAGCUGUCCAAGAAAGAGCUGUACGCCGCCAUCACAGAGCUCCAGAUCGGAGGAGUGGAGACGACUGCCAACAGCAUGCUGUGGGCUAUUUUCAACCUCUCCCGUAACCCUUGCGUUCAGAAGAAGCUGCUCCAAGAAAUCAGAGAGGUUCUGCCUGCUAGUCAGACUCCCAGUGCCAAGCACCUCCAGAGAAUGCCCUACAUCAAGGCCUGCCUCAAGGAAUCCAUGAGGUUAUCGCCGUCAGUUCCCUUCACGAGUCGGACCUUAGACAAAGACACUGUGUUGGGGGAUUACUCCAUUCCCAAGGGGACAGUGUUGAUGAUCAACAGCCAUGCUCAGGGUGCCAAUGAGGAAUACUUUGACGACAGCAGCCGGUUUAAGCCAGAGCGUUGGCUAAAAGAGAGCAGUACCAUCAACCCCUUUGCCCAUGUGCCGUUUGGUAUUGGGAAGAGGAUGUGCAUUGGGCGGCGUCUGGCAGAGCUACAGCUGCAGUUGGCACUCUGCUGGGUCGUCAGAGAUUAUGAAAUUGUGGCGACAGAUAGUGAACCAGUUGAAACUAUCCAUUCGGGGACGCUUGUUCCCAACCGUGAACUACCUGUGGCUUUCAUUAGACGAUGAGGCUUCAAACACAGAUCAUUUGGACCUCACUACAGAAAGAUAAUAGUUCUGGACCUGAAUCUCCAGAGAGACUCUGGACCUUUAUUGCUGCUCUGUAAAUAACAAAGAGAAAAUAUCAGAUCUAAAUAUAUUUGUAUGUAAUCCUGUCACAUAUACCUCAAACGAAUAUAAAUGCAUUUAAACUAUUAACUAUGAGAGUUAGCCUACUUGUUGACCAAUAACUUUUAGCUUGUGUUGUAAGGCAACUGCACUUUACUGCCCACUAAUCUUAAACAACUGUUCUUAUGUCGAAAAUGUUAAAUCAAUUAUGACUUUUGUAUAUGUUGUCUUUGUAUGUUAAAGUAUAUACAGUACAUGUAUAAAGGCUACUUAUGUAUUUUUCCCCAUUGUGUAUGAAGUGCAAUAAUUGUGUCAACAUGAUGUACAUUUAAAACAUUGUAAUUCUUAGAGAGAAUAUAUUUCAUCCACUUUU
Molecule: messenger RNA, 2170 nt
Organism: Salvelinus namaycush (lake trout)
Lineage: Eukaryota; Metazoa; Chordata; Actinopteri; Salmoniformes; Salmonidae
Product: 1,25-dihydroxyvitamin D(3) 24-hydroxylase, mitochondrial-like
Exons: 12
Coding region: 148-1698 (516 amino acids)
Biological process (GO): cholesterol metabolic process; cellular response to peptide hormone stimulus; C21-steroid hormone biosynthetic process
Cellular component (GO): mitochondrial inner membrane
Molecular function (GO): oxidoreductase activity, acting on paired donors, with incorporation or reduction of molecular oxygen; heme binding; monooxygenase activity
Source: RefSeq, a predicted model, not a curated record